AUGAGUUUAGAAAAUUCUAUUCAAUCUAAAAAUACAAUUGAAAAUUUAAAUAAUAAUAUUAAUGCAAUUCAACAUAAUAAUUCUAUAGAAAUUUCAAAAUUAAAAAAUUAUUAUGAAUUUGAAAUUUCUAAUUUAAAAAAUAAAUAUUAUUUUGAAAUUUUACAAAAUCAUAAAGAUGAAAUUUCAAAUUUAAAAAAAUAUUAUGAAAAUGAAAAUUUAAAUAUUCAAACUUAUUAUAAAGAUGAACUUUUAAAUUUAAAAAAAUAUAAUGAAUCUGAAGUUUUUAAAUUAAAAAAUGAUUAUAAUCAAAUAAUUAAUAAUCAUAAAAUUGAAAUAUUAAAUUUAAAAGAUACAUAUGAUAAUGAAAUUUUUCAUUUAAAAAAUACAAUUUUUUCUUUAAAACAACAAUUAAAUAAUCCAUCUAUAGAAUUAUUUUUAAAUAUUUUUAAAAAUAAUAUUAAUAAUUUAUCCAAUUUAUUAUAUAAAAAACAAUAUGAAGAAAAAUGUUUUCCACCUACAGACCCAAAUGAAUUUAUGAAAAUGAUGGAUUUUGUUAAUUUAAAAUCAUUUGUUUUAAUGUUUUUUAAUACAUUUAAAUCUGAUAAUCAAAAAGAAAUUGAUAAUAAUGAUAUUAUUGAAUUAGAUGAAGAUAAUAUAUUUGAAGAUAUUGACAUAAAUGAAAAUAAUUUUAAUACUGAAUUUACAUUAGCAUUAAAUAAUUUUAUUACAACAACUAGUGAAAAUGAAAGAUUAACAGAAUUUAGAAGA
Messenger RNA from Racocetra fulgida, 768 nucleotides. NCBI's taxonomy places the organism in Eukaryota, Fungi, Glomeromycota, Glomeromycetes, Diversisporales, Gigasporaceae. The record is from the annotation of a GenBank genome assembly.